UCCAUCGUCCUCUAUAUUCGACGAUUGAAUCUGCAUCUUCGCCUUUGCUACGGAGAUUGGACUUCGGCAAUACUGCUCCUGUUUCGACAAACGAGCGUCUGUUCUGUUUCUACUCUCAGCAGCUAGUGUUUCCGUUUUGAUAUUCCCCCCUCCCUCAAGAUGCCUUCUGCCACAACCAACGGGUCUGCCAAUGGCAGCUUAACCCCAGCUCCAAGCUCCGCAAACGACAAUAUCAGACGAUUCGCAGCUCCCAGCCGUCCUCUGAGCCCCCGUGCCGAACAUACCCUUUUCCACGACAAGACAAGAUGCUUUGUGUACGGUCUCCAGCCAAGAGCCGUCCAGGGCAUGCUGGAUUUCGACUUCAUCUGCAAGCGCAAGACUCCCUCCGUUGCUGGUAUUAUCUACCCAUUCGGUGGUCAAUUCGUGAGUAAGAUGUACUGGGGAACCAGCGAGACUCUGCUGCCCGUCUACCAAGACGUCAGCAAGGCCAUGGCUAAGCACAGCGACGUGGAUACCGUCGUCAACUUUGCCUCGUCUCGUAGUGUUUACACCUCCACCUUGGAGCUUAUGGAAUUCGAGCAAAUUAAGUCAAUUGCUAUUAUUGCCGAGGGUGUCCCUGAGAGACGUGCCCGUGAAAUUCUUCACGUAGCAAAGCGUAAGGGCAUUACAAUCAUCGGCCCUGCAACUGUCGGUGGAAUCAAGCCCGGAUCCUUCAAGAUUGGUAACACUGGUGGUAUGAUGGAUAACAUUGUGGCCUCCAAGCUUUACCGCAAGGGAUCCGUCGGAUAUGUCUCCAAGUCUGGAGGUAUGUCCAACGAGCUUAAUAACAUCAUUGCCAACACAACCGAUGGUGUCUACGAGGGUGUUGCUAUUGGUGGUGACAGAUACCCCAGCACAACCUUUAUCGACCAUCUCCUCAGAUACGAAGCCGACCCAGAGUGCAAGAUCCUUCUGCUUUUGGGAGAAGUUGGAGGUGUGGAGGAAUACCGAGUUAUCAAGGCCGUCAAGCACGGAUUGAUCACAAAGCCAAUUGUUGCCUGGGCCAUUGGUACUUGUGCAAGCAUGUUCAAGACCGAGGUUCAAUUUGGACACGCUGGUUCUUUCGCCAACUCUCAACUCGAGACUGCUGCGGUUAAGAACAAGUCCAUGAAGGAGGCAGGAUUCUUCGUCCCAGACACUUUUGAGGACAUGCCAGCUGUCCUUGCACAGGUGUACCAGAAGCUUGUUAAGGCUGGAACUAUUGUCCCACAACCUGAGCCAAUCGUACCAAAGAUUCCAAUUGAUUACUCUUGGGCUCAAGAACUUGGCCUCAUCCGAAAGCCUGCCGCAUUUAUCUCUACCAUUUCCGAUGAUCGUGGACAGGAGCUUCUCUACGCUGGAAUGCCCAUCUCGGAUGUCUUCAAGGAGGAUAUUGGAAUUGGUGGUGUCAUGUCACUCUUGUGGUUCCGCCGUCGUCUACCAGAUUACGCCAGCAAGUUCCUCGAGAUGGUUCUCAUGUUGACUGCCGAUCACGGUCCAGCUGUAUCUGGUGCUAUGAACACGAUUAUCACCACCAGAGCCGGAAAGGACCUUAUCAGUGCUCUUGUCAGUGGUCUCUUGACCAUUGGUUCCAGAUUUGGUGGUGCACUUGAUGGUGCCGCCGAGGAGUUCACCAAGGCUUUCGACAAGGGUCUCAGCCCACGUGAGUUUGUGGACACCAUGCGCAAGCAAAACAAACUCAUUCCCGGUAUCGGCCACAAAGUCAAGUCCAGGAACAACCCAGAUCUCCGUGUCGAGCUCGUUAAGGAGUUCGUCAAGAAGCGUUUCCCCAGCUGCAAGAUGCUCGAUUAUGCUCUUGCUGUUGAGUCGGUUACUACAUCCAAGAAGGACAACUUGAUCCUGAACGUUGAUGGUGCCGUCGCUGUCUGCUUCGUUGAUUUGAUGCGCAACUGCGGUGCAUUCAGUGCUGAGGAGGCAGAGGAUUACAUGAAGAUGGGUGUAUUGAACGGUCUCUUCGUUUUGGGACGUUCUAUUGGUUUGAUUGCUCAUUACCUCGAUCAAAAGAGACUCCGCACUGGUCUUUACAGACAUCCUUGGGAUGAUAUUACCUAUCUCCUGCCAAGCCUUUCGUCUGGCGCACCGGGUGCUGAAGGACGUGUGGAGGUUCAGUUGUAGAUUUUGCCGGUCUGGUCUGAUGGAUGAGCUUUUUCGGUUCCGGAGUUACUCCUUUUAACGCAAUGUAGCAUGUAGACAAACAAAGUGCUAAUGGCAUACCCCUAAUUCAAAACAUAUGAAAUACAUGACUAUGUGCAAAAUAUGUUGUGACCAUUAUUGUCCUAUGAAAAUUGAGAGCAGUGGGAUAGCAUGGGGAGGGAUAUUGGCGACCAGUGCAGCAAAAUAAAAGUCGACAAGGAUAUGGUCAGGUCUCGUCACUGCAAUGGUUAGAAGGUAUCAUUUUUUCCUCCGUACCGAUCCAUCUUAUGGCAGGUUGGUGCAAGUGCCAGUGCCAUCUGUGUAUUGUACA
This is a messenger RNA of Cadophora gregata, 2503 nucleotides long. RefSeq names its product citrate synthase (gene ACL1). The coding region runs from base 160 to 2154 and encodes 664 amino acids. The transcript has 3 exons. NCBI's taxonomy places the organism in Eukaryota, Fungi, Ascomycota, Leotiomycetes, Helotiales, Ploettnerulaceae. Gene Ontology annotation, biological process: fatty acid biosynthetic process; tricarboxylic acid cycle; acetyl-CoA biosynthetic process. Gene Ontology annotation, cellular component: cytosol. Gene Ontology annotation, molecular function: ATP citrate synthase activity. The record is from RefSeq and is a predicted model, not a curated record.